AAAAAAACAAAAACAAACAAUAAACCAAAAGAGAGAGAAGAGAGCGAGCGAUCUAGCGGGAAUCUUCCUCCGAUUACCUCUCUCUCUAUUUUUAAGGAAAGAUUCGUAAAAUCAGUGUGGGGAACAAUAACAAAAAAACAAAAAACGAACCGGAUCGAUGAAACUUACACUGCAAAAACACGAUUUCUGAGAAGAAGAAGAAGAAGGAGACGCAAGCGAGCUUCGUUAAGUUUUCGUGACGAAAGCAAACAUUUUUAAUAAAUUUUAUUAUUUUAAUUUCGAUUAGAGGUUUCACCCGAUUUUGGCUCCUUAAUCUAAUCUUCUAGAUUUCCAUUAGUUUCCGAGAUUGUCUAAGAUGACGGCGAAAUUGUAAAUCUUCUGAUUUAUUGCUUGCUGUUUUAGCCCAAUCCCAUUUUGUCAGAUCUUCGCAAUUUGGGGAUUAUGAAUCUGAAAUUUUGUUUAUUUCUCAAACAUUCGAUUUCGGGUUUUGCUUGAUUGAAGAUGCAGCAUAAUCUAUUCACGACAAUGCGAAGUUUGAAGCUUGCAGAAGGUUGUAAAGGGACGCAAGUAUACGCUCUUAAUGCAUCAGCUCCUCCUCCGCCUCCUCCACCUGGUAACGGCGGCGGUGGCGGAACCGGAGGAGGAGGAGUCGGCGACAAGUUCCUUCAACACCUUCAAGAUCACCUCCGUGUCAAUUCGGUCCGAUCCAAAUCAAGCCGCACAUAUCCGCCUCCGAAUCAAUCAAACGCCGUCGUGUCGCCUGAGUCUCUCCUCCCUUGCGGGCUCCCAGAUACCGAUCUGCUUGAACCACAGAUCGACCCAUGCUUGAAAUUCGUCGACUUGGUCGAGAAGAUGGCCGAAGUCUACCGUCGGAUCGACAAUUGCUCUCAAUUCGAGAAAUCUGGGGCUUAUUUAGAACAAUGCGCUAUAUUCCGGGGAUUAUCUGAUCCGAAACUUUUCCGGCGGAGUCUCCGGUCGUCUAGGCAGCACGCCGUGGAUGUUCACUCGAAAGUCGUCUUAGCGUCGUGGCUCCGAUUCGAGAGGAGGGAGGACGAGCUGAUCGGAACAAGCUCUAUGGAUUGUUGCGGCAGAAACUUGGAAUGCCCAAAGGCGACCCUUGUUUCUCGGUAUGACCCGGAAACCGUCUACGAUCCAUGUGUCUGCUCCGGAGCUUCCAAAUCGGAGAUGAUGAACGUUGAUGAUGUUCCCGAAUGUUCGACUUCCGAGGAAGAGUUAGACUACGAUAUGUCCUUUUGUAUCGGCGACGAAGAGGUUCGUUGCGUAAGGUACAAAAUCGCGUCUUUGUCGAGACCUUUCAAGGCGAUGUUAUACGGAGGGUUUAGAGAAAUGAAACGAGGGACGAUCAAUUUCACACACAAUGGGAUCUCUGUUGAAGGGAUGAGAGCUGCAGAGGUAUUCAGCAGGACCAAGAGGUUAGAUAACUUCUCUCCUAAUGUUGUCUUGGAGCUUCUGAAGCUGGCGAAUCGUUUCUGCUGCGAUGAAUUGAAAUCCGCUUGCGACUCGCAUUUGGCUUAUCUUGUUAAUAAUCUUGACGAGGCAAUGUUGUUGAUCGAGUAUGGAUUAGAAGAGGCUGCGUAUCUUCUUGUGGCAGCUUGUCUCCAGGUUUUCCUAAGGGAAUUGCCGAGUUCUAUGCAUAAUCCGAAUGUUAUAAAGAUCUUUUGCAGCGUCGAGGGACGGGAAAGAUUGGCGUCUCUUGGCCAUGCUUCUUUUGCGUUAUACUUCUUCUUAAGCCAGAUUGCUAUGGAAGAUGAUAUGAAAUCUAACACGACUGUGAUGGUCUUAGAACGUUUGGUUGAAUGCGCGGUGGAAAAUUGGGAGAAACAGCUUGCGUACCACCAACUAGGGGUUGUGAUGCUGGAGAGGAAAGAAUAUAAGGAUGCUCAGAGAUGGUUUAACACGGCGGUUGAGGUUGGUCAUCUUUACUCCCUCGUGGGUGUUGCUAGGUCUAAGUUCAAGCGUGACCAUAGGUACUCGGCUUAUAAGAUCAUCAAUUCGUUGAUCUCGGAUCACACGGCUACUGGGUGGAUGCACCAGGAGAGGUCUUUGUAUUGCAGUGGUAAAGAAAAGCUGCUUGAUUUGGAUACAGCUACCGAGUUAGACCCGACUUUGACAUUCCCCUACAAAUUCAGGGCAGUAGCAUUGGUGGAGGAGAACCAGUUUGGGGCUGCCAUCUCGGAACUGAACAAGAUUCUUGGAUUCAAGGCUUCUCCUGACUGUCUGGAGAUGAGGGCAUGGAUUUCUAUUGGUAAGGAGGAUUAUGAGGGUGCUUUGAAAGAUAUUCGGGCACUUUUGACAUUGGAGCCGAAUUUUAUGAUGUUUAACUCGAAAAUUCAUGCCGAUCAUAUGGUGGAGCUGCUCCGUCCGCUGGCCCACCAGCGGAGCCAGGCUGAUUGCUGGAUGCAGCUGUUUGAUCAUUGGUCUUCUGUGGAUGAUAUUGGCUCUCUAGCAGUUGUUCAUGAUAUGCUUGCAAAUGAUCCAGGGAAUAGUCUUUUAAGGUUUAGACAGUCUCUUCUUCUGCUACGGCUAAAUUGUCAAAAGGCUGCAAUGCGUAGUUUAAGGCUGGCUCGAAACCAUUCAAAGUUGAAGCAUGAGAGACUUGUGUAUGAAGGAUGGAUAUUGUAUGAUACAGGCCACCGUGAGGAAGCCCUGGCCAAGGCUGAGGAGUCUAUUUCCAGACAAAGAUCUUUCGAAGCGUUUUUCCUCAAGGCUUAUGCUCUUGCAGACUCUACGCUGGACCCAAAGUCCUCAGAUUACGUUAUCCAGCUCCUUGAAGAAGCACUUCGGUGCCCCUCAGAUGCUCUCCGUAAGGGACAAGCUUUGAACAACCUGGGGAGCGUAUAUGUGGAUUGUGAUAAGCUGGAUCUUGCAGCUGAUUGCUAUACUAACGCGCUCAACAUUAAGCAUACACGAGCUCACCAAGGUCUUGCUCGUGUUUAUCAUCUGAAAAAUCAACGUAAAGCUGCUUAUGAUGAAAUGACAAAGCUAAUAGAAAAGGCUCAGAACAAUGCGUCAGCAUAUGAGAAGCGCUCUGAAUAUUGUGACCGUGAGAUGGCACAGAGCGACCUUAGCCUGGCAACACAACUAGACCCUCUCCGAACCUACCCUUACAGAUACAGAGCUGCAGUUCUUAUGGACGACCACAAAGAAAGUGAGGCCAUAGACGAGCUUUCCAGGGCGAUAUCCUUUAAACCAGAUUUGCAGCUGUUGCAUCUAAGGGCAGCGUUCUAUGAUUCUAUGGGAGAAGGAGCAUCUGCUAUUAAAGAUUGUGAAGCAGCAUUGUCUAUCGAUCCAGGACAUGCAGAUACACUCGAGCUCUACCACAAAGCUCGUGAAGCAAAUGCUACCGACCAAAAGUAGAACAAAACUAUCAUUUGAUUGGGUUGGCAAAUCUCUUCUCAACUUCCCUUCUGGUAUGCUUCUACACCGUUCAUUUCCUUCUGCAAACAGAAACUGAGCAAUCAACAAGGUUUGAAUUCAGUGAACAGAGAAACAAAAAAAAAGCAUAGCCAUGUAAAUAGAAAAUUUUAUGAUACUUUUUUCUUUAAUUUUGGUUAUUGGGGGGGGGGGGGGUUGAGGAUACUAUAGUAGUGCAGAGAGUGUUUCUUGCUGCAACCGAUAAUACGUUUUCAGGCCAAAAAGGAACCACGAAAAAGAACUUACUUCUGGUGAAAUUGGACUUCUUCUUCUGUCCUAUUUCUAGAUGUAUUAUUGCUUCUUUCUUUCUUUUUUUUUACUGGAAUUAUGUAAUUGUAUCUGUAACUUUCUUCACUUUUUCUUUUUCUUUUUCUUUUCUCAAAGCAUCCGGGGAUGUGUUUUUUAUCCUCCUGAAACAGGA
This is a messenger RNA of Eutrema salsugineum, 3856 nucleotides long. RefSeq names its product ethylene-overproduction protein 1. Gene Ontology annotation, molecular function: protein binding. Gene Ontology annotation, biological process: negative regulation of ethylene-activated signaling pathway. The record is from RefSeq and is a predicted model, not a curated record. NCBI's taxonomy places the organism in Eukaryota, Viridiplantae, Streptophyta, Magnoliopsida, Brassicales, Brassicaceae. The coding region runs from base 502 to 3378 and encodes 958 amino acids. The transcript has 4 exons.